AUGGGUUUCGUGGCUGAAUCCGCAUUUCGAACUUGCGUUGUUCUUGUUGUAUUUAAACUCUCGGGGAGGGAAGCAUUGAGCGAGUCCGUAGAAAAUUCUGAAGGAAAAAGCUUUCUACAGGGCCACAAAAUUCCAUCCGAAACGCUUUCCUCUUUUGGUUCGUAUCCCAACCCGCUCAACCUCACGGACAGCGACCGCGCCAGAUUUCAUCCCGUUAUUUCGUUCCCCACCAUCCAUACGCAAGACGGAACCGUCGUGCCGAACAUUCAAAUAUUGGAUUUUACAUCAGCCAGUGCACAUCGUCAGUUGGCGACACCCCAGGAACAACGUUUGAGACGGGAGGGAGGAUCGUCGCCGACGGAUCAACUUGUACGGAAAGACUAUGCGGUAGGACGGUACGACGAAAAUCGUGUGGGGCUUUACGAGUCUGCUCUGUUUGACGACUUGGAAAACCACAUCGAUGGGUACGCAGGACGGCGGACUCUGCACAUGGGCAUUGACUUGGAUGGACCUUUGCUGACUCCGGUGCACGCGUUCUGCGACGGCACAGUUCUCAACGUGGGAUUUAACGCCGCAUUGGGAGACUAUGGAAAUGUUAUUGUUGUAGAGCAUAAUCUUCCUUCACAAAAUAUGGACUUGUCUACGGAACGUCGACGAGUCUAUGCCUUGUACGGCCAUCUAGAUGAUGCGGCGAUCGUCGACAAAAAGACAGGCGACAAGAUUGUCAAGGGCCAAGUACUGGGCAGGAUGGGAGACAUCCACCAAAACGGGGGGUGGUUCAUACCGCACAAACGCACGACAUGCCCGGAGCUGUCUCGAUGGCUGACCGGACCCGAGCUUUGA
Molecule: messenger RNA, 843 nt
Organism: Phaeodactylum tricornutum CCAP 1055/1
Lineage: Eukaryota; Bacillariophyta; Bacillariophyceae; Surirellales; Neidiaceae
Exons: 2
Coding region: 1-843 (280 amino acids)
Source: RefSeq, a predicted model, not a curated record